GUUCUAGAAGACACUUUGAAAAGAAUUCAUCUUUUCGAUGUCUGGAAUAAAAGUUGAAUUUGCCUUGUUGGCAUUUCUUCUGGCUUGUGUCUUAAAUUGUUUGGCUCAUGAGCCGGUAUUCUCUGUGAUUGGGCCGAACGUCAUUCGACCAACCGAACCUUACAGAUUUUCUGUAUCAGCCAAUGCGUUAAGCAAGAAUCUUAUUAAAUAUUCAUGUAAAACUUUCUGGCACUUUAAACAACGAUGACCACGUUGAAUAUAACAUUAAUGAUAUCAAGCUUAAAUCUGGAAUGAUUAAAGAUUUAGAUUUCAAAGUUGAUGGCUUUGAACCUGGAACUUACUAUUUGACCAUAAAAGCAUUCGACCGUUCAAUGAAACGUUGGUAUGAAAAUAUGCAAUCUCUUGAAUAUUUCUCUAAACAAUAUUCAGCGUUCAUCACAACUGAUAAACCAUUAUAUAAAGCGGGAGAUUUAGUAAAUUUCAGAGUGUUUUCAAUCAAUUCUGAAGCUCAACCAUUUGAUCUAAUGGGAGCUAAACUUACAAUCAGUGAUCCUCAAAAUAUAAAAAUAAAAGUUUUUGAUGACGUUAACUUUGUCAAUGGAAUGUUCGAGGAGUCUUUCAAGCUUAGCGAAGGUACAAAUUUGGGUACUUGGAGCAUCAAGCUCGAAGCUAUGAACUAUUUGCGACGUUGCUUCUACAAAAUUAUGAGCAAAGGAAUUUUGAUUGAAAGCGAUUCAAUUAAAUUCAGAAAUAACAAAGCAAUGUUAAAGUUUACUCCAAACUUUAGUUAUGCACCAUACAGCGACAUCAUUUUUUUCUUCUACGAACAUGACGGAUUCAUAACAACAAGAACUGUCAGAAUAGAUUUUACAGAUAAACUGCCUAACUACCUCAAUCUUGAACUUUCGUCUUCAAAUGUUGAACCGGGAAAUGAGGUUUCACUCAAAAUUCAAAAGUUUGUUCUUCCAACAUUUUCCAUCGAUGUUGAUCAUGCAGAUCAAGUCGCAAUUUCUGACUCAUCUUUCCCAGUAAAAAUAACAGCUGAAUAUACAUUUGGGGGAGCAACAGAAGGCAGUGCUGAAGUUAUAUUUACAUACAGCACAUAUGUUAGUCGCGUAGGCUACCAAAAUGUUGAAAUUCGAAAGACUGUUUCUGUAUCAGGCAAUGGUGGUACUCUUGAAGUUGACAUAGCGAAUGAUCUAGGCAUUGAAGAUAAUAAAUUUGUCAACGUGGAAGUUAUCUUUACAGAUGCAGUGUCAGGAAAAACGUCAACUGUGACUUCAUCAAUUAAUUUUGUGCAAUUUGCUUAUAAUGCUAUUUUCAAUGGAGAUCAAACUUUUGUCGAGAACUCACCUUACGAAUUUUCAAUUACUUUGCGGAAGUUUGACGGAACAACAGCACCACAAGGAACAUCUGUUCAAGUAGAUAUCGCUUCAAACUGCUUUAAUAGGGAAAAUGAAAAUUGUGAAGUAAAAACUAUCAUCAGCUCGCAAUAUUCUCUUGAUUCAACUGGCUCUGUUUCUAUAGAAUUUAAUCCAGAGUUUGCAGAUCAAGUUUCCAUUCAGACGUCAUCAAGACUUUCCUAUAGAAGCUACAACACAAUUCGACCACAAACCUCAAAUCAACCUUCAGGAAAAUUGGAUGUAGAAGUCCUUACAGAGAACCCUACGAUUGGAUCUCGCGUGAAAAUACAAGUGACAACUUCAGAAGACUAUUUGCGACGUUGCUUCUACAAAAUUAUGAGCAAAGGAAUUUUGAUUGAAAGCGAUUCAAUUAAAUUCAGAAAUAACAAAGCAAUGUUAAAGUUUACUCCAAACUUUAGUUAUGCACCAUACAGCGACAUCAUUUUUUUCUUCUACGAACAUGACGGAUUCAUAACAACAAGAACUGUCAGAAUAGAUUUUACAGAUAAACUGCCUAACUACCUCAAUCUUGAACUUUCGUCUUCAAAUGUUGAACCGGGAAAUGAGGUUUCACUCAAAAUUCAAAGUGCUCGAAGAUCAACAGUUUCAUUAAUGGCAAUUGAUCAGCGUGUUUUACUUCUGCAAACUGGAAAUGAUAUUGAAAAGAAUGAAGUUUUCAAUUUAUUAAAUGCAUAUAACCAAAGAAACUUUGGGUUUGACGAGCCUUGGGAUAGAGGGUGGGGGUGGUGGGGACAACCUCAAGAUAUUAGAAACUUCAACAACAUAAAUAUGUUCUUAUUGAAAGUUUUUCUUGACUAUCCUGGAAGAACAACAACCACAACUGAAUUUCCGUUUCCUUAUUAUGCAAGAGCAGAAGAUGGUGCUAAUGCUGGUGGAGGUGGUGGUGGUGAACCUGGGCCUCCAGAGGCCUCGUCUUCUCCCAGAGUUAGGAAAAACUUUGAAGAAGCUUUCCUAUGGCAAAAUGUUGAGAUUAACAGAAGGCAAAAUCCCAGAAAUAGGAGACAAAGGAAUCGAGGAGAAGAAAUCAUUAAAUUUACACCACCAGAUACAAUUACAAAGUUCAUUAUUAGUGGAGUUUCCAUGAAUAGUAAAUUUGGUUUGGGUCUUCCUGAUGUCAAGCCUGAACUUACUGUUUUCUUGCCAUUCUUCAUUCAAUUAAACUUACCUCAUCAUAUUAAAAGGGGAGAAAUUCUGGAGCAAGACAUUCUUAUAUUCAACUAUUUAACUAAUGAUCAGGAUGUGGUCGUCUCUGUCAGUCCUGAAGCUGAUAAAUAUUCUCAAGUGUUUACUUCAACAUCUGGAAAUAUAAAAGUCUUGCGAAUAGUCAUCAAACCAAAGAUUAUUGGUUUCAUUGAUAUCAGUGUAACAGCUAUCGGAUCUUUAGCUGGCGAUAGUGUUGUGAAACCUCUGAAAGUUAUUCCCGAAGGAAUCCCAAAAUCCAUUACACAUUCAGUUUUGAUAUUGAAGGAAAAUUCUGAUACAACUUUUUAUCAAUCAUUGACUUGUGUUCUUCCACCAACAGCUGUAGACGAUACGACAUCAGCUACAGCAACAGUUGUUGGGGAUUUAUUAGGGGAUGUAUUGGAUAAUUUGGAUGGGUUAAUUCAAAUGUCAUAUGGUUGUGGAGAGCAAAAUUUGCUUAACUUGGUUCCCACCAUAGUGACUACCGUAUAUCUUGAAUCAACAGGGCAAUUAAGUGAUGAACUAAGAGGCAAAUCAAUUUCUUUCAUGGAGAAUGGUUAUCAAAGACAAUUGACCUUCCAGAGAACUGAUGGUUCUUUCUCAGCUUUUGGAAAUUCUGAUAAUGUAGGAAGCACGUGGCUGACAGCGUAUACUGUGAAGUCGUUCCGACAAGCGAAACCUUACAUCACUAUUGAUCCUGAUGUGAUAACAAGAGGAUUGAAUUUCAUACUUUCGAAACAAGAUACAGAAGUAGGAAGUGAAGAAGAAGGAAGCUUCAGAGAAGAUGGAAAUGUUAUUCACAAGGAUAUGCAAGGAGGAUCAAGUGGAAAACUAGCUAUGACUGCUUACAUUUCAAUCGUUUUAUCGGAAUUUUUAAAUGAUCCUGAAUAUGCAAAUGAACAUGCUGCCUACUUAGUAGCAAGAGAUAAAACAUUUGCAUAUAUUUAUAAUCAAAUUAUUUCUGCUGAAUCCGUUGAAACAUACACCUUAGCGAUUUCAAGCUAUGCUUUACUUUUUGCAGAUCCUAAUGAUCCUAAUUAUGUAAAUUAUUUGACGGUUUACAACGAACUUUUAAAUAGAAAAAUUGAAACAGCCGAGCAAAUAUAUUGGAGUGAACCUGCAGCCGCUAAUGAAGGAGAUGCUUGGUGGUAUAAUUCGCAACCUCGCUCGAAGGAUAUUGAGAUGACAGGUUAUGGAUUAAGCGCCGUCUUGCAAUUGAAUGAUCUUGUUACAGGUGUUAAAAUUGUUGAUUAUCUCACUUCUCAAAAGAAUUCUUUUGGUGGAUAUGGCUCCAGUCAAGAUACUGUCGUGGCAUUGGGAGCUUUAUCAGCAUUUGCUAUCGCAUUCCAAGCAGAAGCUGGAACUUUGAGUAUUGAGUUGAAUCCAGAUAAUGGAUCACCGUUCAAUGUUGUAGUAAACCCAGAUAAUUUGUUAUCAGUUCAGUCAUUUGAUUUAGAUCCCUACGCUCGUCAAUUGGAUGUUUCUGUUGGUCAAGGAUCAACUGGAACUGCAAUUGUAUCGCUGACAUGCAAUUUCUACGAAGUUCAAGCAGAAGCUUCUCCAAGAUUCCGAAUUACCCAUGAGCUCGUAAAUUCAUGCACAAAUUUCUUGCGAUCAUACAUUUGUUUGAAUGGUGAUGAAGUUUCUAACAUGGCUCUUAUGAAAAUGACUUUGCCUUCUGGUUAUACUUAUGAUUCUGACACCGAAAUAGAUCCUGUCAUAAUAAGAAAAUUAGAGCAGAGUGAUGGAGGAACAACAGUCAACGUGUAUCUUGAUAGUUUAUCUGAAAAGUCAACUUGUUUCUACAUCGAUUCAAUUAAGACAAGUAAUGUUGGAAACUUGAAAGACGCCACAAUAGAAUGCAACGAUUAUUAUCUCUCAACUAAAAGAGGCCAAAUUUUAUAUAACAUUCCAAUUGACGUUCCACAAAAUCAAUGUAAUGGUGGAAGGCCGAAUAAAAUUUGAGAUGAUCAACCAUGGAAAACGAACGCCCAGUCUCUAAAUUUGAUUGAGACUUUUCUUCACUUACCUUCUAUCCUUUUUUUUACAAAAUUAACUUCUUUCACUUUUUACUACUACAGUUUUAUGCAACUCUAAAUUCAAAACUAAAAAAUUUCAAUUUUUCCCUGUAAAUGAUUAAAUUUGUUACUUUUCGGAUAAAAAUAAAAUAUUUCAGAAGCAUUUAAAA
Messenger RNA from Clunio marinus, 4794 nucleotides. The record is from the annotation of a GenBank genome assembly. NCBI's taxonomy places the organism in Eukaryota, Metazoa, Arthropoda, Insecta, Diptera, Chironomidae.